Lodderomyces oxycetoniae is the source of this 927-nucleotide messenger RNA. Its product is annotated as putative amidotransferase. The record is from RefSeq and is a predicted model, not a curated record. Gene Ontology annotation, cellular component: nucleus; cytosol. NCBI's taxonomy places the organism in Eukaryota, Fungi, Ascomycota, Pichiomycetes, Serinales, Debaryomycetaceae. Bases 1 to 927 code for a protein of 308 amino acids. The transcript has a single exon.
AUGGUCUCUCAAGAGGAGCCUCAUAUUGCCAUUCUAGUCCUUGAUACGCCAGUACCAGGGGUAGCUUCGAAACAUGGUGAUUUUGGUGAUAAUACAAUAUCCCUUUUGACAAAUUCAUUUAACCAGAUUUAUCCAUUUCACAAAUACCAACUCAAGCCAGCAGAAAACGAAGAUCCCAAGGUUUUGGAAAAUACAUAUGCCCAAUUGUUGUCAAACAUCAGUAACCAUUUGAUUAGAGGGUUUGUUUUGACCGGCUCGACUAGUGAUGCUUUUGAAUCUUAUCCCUGGUUACUUCAGUUUAAAAAAUUUUUGAAAAAUACUAUAUUGAAGUUGGCCUGGCCCGUGGUGGGUUUAUGUUUUGGGCACCAGGUUAUUGCAAAUGUGCUUGGCUGCAAAGUUGAUCGAAAUAGCAACGGGUGGGAAGUGGGAACAACAACUAUUGAAUUGAAUGACGAAAUCUACAAAAUCAAAGACUCGCCUUUUUUGGAAUUGAGCCGUAAGAAAACGGUUGAAGUAAAGAAUGAAUUGGGUCAAGAAAAAGGUGAAAUAGAAGAGACUUUGUUGUAUCAGCAUUUGAAUAUGGUUGAGUUUCAUCGUGACGUGGUAUAUGGAGGAGUACCCCCGGGAUUUAUCAAUUUCGGAUCCACUGCUAAAUGUUCAAUACAAGGUAUGAUUAGCGUUGAAAAUAACAAUUCAGACGGAAUCAAAAGUUGUAACGUUUUGACAUUUCAAGGACAUCCAGAGUUUACAACUGCCAUUGCAUUAGACUUGUUGGCUUUUAAGUAUCAACGAAAGUUGUUGACCGAGCUUGAAUAUGAAAAGGCAAAGUACCAUACUAGUACUUUGAAUAAUCAAGGAGAUUUAAUAGGAAAAGUGAUUUGUAAAUUUUUACUUCAAGCAACGGUAACGAACUUGAAUAACAAUUAG